Molecule: messenger RNA, 1510 nt
Organism: Folsomia candida
Lineage: Eukaryota; Metazoa; Arthropoda; Collembola; Entomobryomorpha; Isotomidae
Product: protein ABHD13
Exons: 5
Coding region: 47-1435 (462 amino acids)
Cellular component (GO): membrane
Molecular function (GO): palmitoyl-(protein) hydrolase activity
Source: RefSeq, a predicted model, not a curated record
UUGACAGACACACUGAAUCCCGAAAAUACUUCUCAUUUGACGAAAAAUGACAACAAACGUCAGCAUCCGGCUGGAGGAGGUGGAAGAAUUGGUUCGGCGUAAGUUGGAUGAGAUGAAGACGACGAAAUGUUCUCCAAUCAGCGUCAUGGUGGAAGGGGUGCAGGAAUUCUUUGCCUCCAAGUUGGACGUGAUGAAGGCGAGGAUUAAAUCUUCUCCAGGUGACGUCCAGCUGGAAGAGGUCGACGCCUUGGUUUCUUGCACGAUGGCCGAGAUGGAGUCGAGGUUGAGGGCUGUGGAGCGUGAAAUGUGGACAAUGGUGUGCGGGGUGGAGGAAGAGGAGCGUGAGUCGGAGAGGUCGACGGUCACGGAGCGAGGGGACGACGGUGGAGCCACCUGCUGUUUGGGAAGCAUGAAGCCGCCAUCCAUCAUCCUGAGGAACAUGAUCCUGCCCAAGGACUUGUGGCCCGCGUUUCCUCGGGGGCUCAACCUCUCCGUGUCGGACUACUUCCUCUACCAGCCUGGCUUCCCGACCCGCGCCAACAUCCGCACCAUACUCAAACCCUCCGCCUACGACCUCCAGUACGAAGAGGUCUGGCUCACCACCAAGGACCACGUCGACAUCUACGCCUUCCUCAUCAAAACCAAACUCGGCAACACCCACUCCUGCCCAACCCUCAUCUUCUUCCACGGAAAUGCGGGUUCCAUUGGCGACAGAUUGGAGAAUGUGAAAAUACUCCUGGACGACCUCUCGUUGAACAUAUUCCUCGUGGAAUAUCGCGGCUACGGACCCUCCAAAGGUGUCCCGUCAGAACGCGGUCUGUACCGCGAUGCCAAAGCUGCCUUUAGAUACGUCACCACCAGGUCGGACCUCGACGCGAGAAAAAUCUUUGUCUUUGGCCGCUCUCUGGGUGGAGCAGUUGCGAUCCAUCUCGCUUCCCGGAAGGCGACGCGAGGACGUUUGGCGGGUGUGAUCGUGGAAAACUCGUUCACUUCCGUCCCCUCCAUUGCGAAGAAGGUGAUUGACUUCCCGGGCAUCCGCUACCUCCCGCGAUGGUUCUACAACAACAAGUUUGACAACAAGGUCAAGGUGGGUGCUAUUGUGGCGCCCGCCCUCUUCAUCUCCUCCGAGAACGACGAGAUCGUGCCUGCCGGGAUGAUGCACAAGCUCUACGCCCUCACCGGAUCGGACAAAAAGAGCUUCGCAAAAAUAGACGCGGGUCACAAUGACGCCUUCGAGGCUGACGCUUAUACUCGUCUGCUGCACGAUUUUAUCCAGUCGGCCUUGAGUGUGACUUCCACGCCCGACGACGUUUGCGCCCCUGUCAAGACCGCACCCCCGCCGGAUGGGAAAAUAUCAAGACUUGACUCGGAGGAGGACAUGUGGGAAGACAUUCUUGUGAGCGAAACCACAACCAAACUUCUUCUCACGUCAUGAAGCCAAACUCUUUGUUGUAUUAUCUAAUAAAUUGCUCGUGUAUGCAUAGAUAUUUAAAUGUGAGUCUGCACAAAG